GCGUAGUUCGUUAAUAUGACAAAUGUUUUGACACACAAAAAACUUCAUUUACUUGCGGUUAUCGAAAAAGAUAAAAUGUUUUUAAUUGUGAUUUUUGUCGUAUUAUUGCAUAUUUUCCAAAUUUUCGCUCAAUCUGGCUGUUACGACACAGACGAAAGUACGUGUUACUACUGGCGUAUUAGCGGUAUGUGCGAGCAUCGAAGUUAUUAUGAUCUGAUGUACGAAACAUGCCGUAGGACGUGUAAUUUGUGUCCCAGUGUCAGCGUCAUUCAACCAGCUGUUGUAGUUACAAGUGCUACGAAAUGUCAAGACAAAAGAGAGGAAUGUCCAGCUUGGAAGAAACAUUGUAAGAAGAGCAGUCAGUAUUAUAGCUUUAUGCAGAAAAACUGUCAAAGAUCUUGCCUGUUUUGUGCAGACAAAAAUUGCAUAAACUCGAACAAAAAGUGUGAACGGUAUCAAAGUUAUGGCUACUGCGAUCGAUACCAUAAAUAUUUUUCCUACAUGAAAAGAAAUUGCGCCAAAGCGUGUGAGUUUUGUGAACAACAUUUGAACGCAACAGUCACACAACAAAAUCUGACGAAAGAAUUUCUGUGUGACUUCGAAAAACAUACAUGCGACUGGGAAAAUCAACAUUUCGAGGACACGGCUGAUUGGACUGUUGGUGUUCUUCCAAAUGCACCAAUCACUGGAUACAAUAACUCAAAUAGUUAUUUAUACUUGAAUACCAAACACAGAGGCUCUCAAGCUAAGCUUUGGUUGCCAUGGCAACUCGUUUUACCUGAAAGUGUCGAAAAAAAGGGUGUUAUGUGUUUCAACAUGAUGUAUCAAUUAAACGGAGGGGAGGUCAAAGUAAUCCAAACGGCUGUCCUAACUGCAUUUGAAAAGUAUCCCAGACCAAGUAUACUGUUUUCAACAAAAGUCAAAACGUUAACAUGGUCACACGCUCGUUUUAACGUUCAUGUAAGCAAAGACUAUUAUAUAACGUUAAUUGGCGAGCAUGGGCGGCCAAUGUCAUUCAUUGUAAUAGAUUAUGUGUACUUCACUAACGGAAAAUGUUAAAUUAAUAUAAA
Molecule: messenger RNA, 1070 nt
Organism: Hydractinia symbiolongicarpus
Lineage: Eukaryota; Metazoa; Cnidaria; Hydrozoa; Anthoathecata; Hydractiniidae
Exons: 1
Coding region: 16-1059 (347 amino acids)
Cellular component (GO): membrane
Source: RefSeq, a predicted model, not a curated record